Mytilus trossulus (common blue mussel) is the source of this 1424-nucleotide messenger RNA. RefSeq lists its product as uncharacterized. The record is from RefSeq and is a predicted model, not a curated record. The transcript is spliced from 6 exons. The coding region runs from base 13 to 978 and encodes 321 amino acids. Lineage: Eukaryota; Metazoa; Mollusca; Bivalvia; Mytilida; Mytilidae.
CCAUCGUCAAUUAUGUCAAUGGAACCGUCUUCCGUGAUGUCAAUAGAACCGUCGUCAAUAAUUGCAAUGGAACAGUCAUCAAUGAUGCCGAUGGCAUCAUCUAUGAUAUCAAUACAACUGUCUGCCAUGAUGUCAAUGGAACCAUCGACAAUAACGACAAUGGAACCGUCAUCAAUGAUGUCGAUGGGAUCGUCGUCAAUGGGGGCAAUGGAACCGUCAUCAAUGAUGUCGAUGGGACCGUCGUCAAUGGGGGCAAUGGAACCGUCAUCAAUGAUGUCGAUGGGACCGUCGACAAUGGGGGCAAUGGAACCAUCAUCAAUGAUGUCGAUGGGACCGUCGUCAAUGGGGGUAAUGGAACCGUCAUCCAUGAUGUCAAUGCAACCGUCGUCUCUGAUGUCAUCUUUUGUGAUGUACUCGUCAGCGACAGAAAUGUUAUCAAAUUCUGUUGAAACACCACAAUCCUCUGUUAUUCUGUCAGAGAUGUCGGACACACCAUUAAGUACAAUGUCAAGCUCAAUAACACCAUCAUCUAGUUCAUCCAUCGUGCCAGCAUCAAGCGCAACAGUAAACACUGUACAGUAUAUCGUAAACAAUUGCUAUAAUUCAUCUGGUACCUUACAAUGUUUGAUUGACAAUUACUUACCAGCAUGUCAGUCAUCUGCAGAUGUUGAGUGCGUAAUUUCUCAAAUAGAAGCUGCUUCGUGUGUAAAUUCAACAAUGGUUAAUGAAACUUGCAUGGAAAAUACGUAUGGAGCAUGUUUAAUAUCAAAUCAGAACACAGCCUUAACGUGUUUGAAGAACAGUGUAGGAGCUGGUUCUUGUCUUUCGUCAAGUGAUGCUACUCAGUGUCUUAUAAACGCUUUUUCGGCAGGUAACUCAGUACUGACAGGGUACUCUCACUCACGGCUGUUUAUCGAGGUACUAUGUGCGCUGAUAGUAAUCUCUAUACAAAAAAUGUGGAGAACUGGUUUUCUAUAAGUUAUAAUCAAAAAAGAGGCAAAUAUUCAAACAUCAUCGAAAACUACAGCACUUGCAAUACACCGUUGCCUUCAUUGUAAGAAUCUAGAAAAGGACCGUCCAUGUCAUUUUUACUGUGAUAUAAACUCAAAUGUUCACCUUAUUGUUAUUUUUAUAAAAUAGUUGUCUUUCCUAUUUCGCUCACCUUGAUUAUCUGCUCAUGUUACUACAGUACUUUGCGCACGUAUUGCAUGCGUAAUAAUAAAAUCAUUCCAACCGUCGCCUGAAACUCGGAGCCAAACAACAAGAACGUAUAUACGGUUAUAUAUCAUAAAAUGAGAAGACAAUAAUUGAUUUUGGUUGGUCAGUGUUUAAAUUUUUUACUAACCAGAUAUUAAAAAAAUAAUUGUCAUGAUGAUUCUGAAAUUUCGUUUAAAAUUUUUAAUAUUUUUGUGGCUAAACUCGGU